CGCUCACAAGUAGAUUUUCAAUGCUAGGUACGCAAGCCGUAAGCAGGACGCACGGACACAUCGUGUUUACUUUUAAUUCGUUACAUUUCCAUUUGUGUUUUUUUUCCCUAUAACUUCAUAAUUAUUGUAAUCAUUGUCGGUGUGGCUGUUUUGUUCAGUAGUGAGCUGCAGCGAUAAUCUUGUUUUUUAAAUUAUUAUUUUCCAUCACAGCGCCUGCUCGACUAUCGUCUUCCAUUCAACAAGCGCUUAUUGGUUAUAUCAUGUUUUAGUUAUACACCCGUGUAGUCGGUGAUAUUAGUAGAUUAACAGCAAUAGUUAUUCGUUGAAACGCUGUCGUUUUUUGUCCAAUCAAGCCGCCGUUCAUGCCAGAUCUGCAGCGCUUCAGUUUUCCGUAUAGUAUGAACCCGUUGUUGGGCCAGAGUUUGCCUGCUACUCAUCCGCAUCCGCAGAGUUCAGAAAUGCUUAGCCAUCCGGACUCACCCACCACUAUGCUCCCCGAGGUUCUUCUGACGGCUCCCCAUGCCUCCAUUCUCCACCUCGGCGAACAGCCCGGACUGAUAGCGGACGGCAUUUCCCAAAGCGGUUUAGUCUAUCUGCCCAUCGCUCCUUCUCUGCACCGGGCCGUGCCGCCUCCCCCUGCAGCCAUGGCCUUACGCAACGACCUGGGCUCCAACAUCAGCGUCCUGAAGACCCUCAAUCUGCGCUUCCGCUGCUUUUUGGCUAAAGUGCAUGAGCUGGAGAGGCGAAACAAAAUUCUAGAGAAGCAGCUGCAGCAGGUGCUGGAAAGCAAUGAGCUCGCCUGCGCCGAGAGCAAAGAAACUGGGGUGCAGACCGGUUUUGUCGGCCCCAUUCCCCUGCAAACUCAAAACACCAACAAUUCCGCCAAGAGACCGACUACUUUAUUCACACCCCCCCUUACGACCGUGCUUAAACUCGAGCCUGAUGACAAGACUCGGGCUUCAGGUUAUGAUUCAAGCUCCAAUCCGGCCGUCAGCUCGUGCGCACCUAGCAAAGCGGCCGCGGCCAACACCAAUAACUCCAACAAUGCACCUAACCUGAACGGUGCUGCAGCCAGAACCGGCGCUAAUCCAUCUAACCGCUUUUUGCCCGGCACUAUCUGGUCGUAUAGUCCCAGCCGAAAGUGGCCCGCGAAUUCGGAACCGCGGGUGAUCACCAGCCCCGGAGUGUCAUGGGUCCACCCGGACGGAGUCGGAGUGCAGAUCGAUACCAUUACCCCGGAAAUCAGAGCCCUGUAUAACGUGCUGGCCAAAGUAAAACGGGAAAGGGACGAGUACAAGCGCAGAUGGGAGGAGGAGUACACCAUGAGAGUGGAAUUUCAGCAGAAGGUCACAGAUUUACAGGAGGACCUGCAGGAGAGUGAGGUGUGUCAGGAUGAGCUGGCCCUGAGGGUGGAUCAGCUGAAGGCAGAGCUUGUCCUCUUUAAGGGUCUAAUGAGCAAUAACCUGAGUGAGUUAGACAGUAAGAUCCAGGAGAAGGCUAUGAAGGUGGAUAUGGAUAUCUGCAGACGUAUUGAUAUCACAGCACGUCUCUGUGACUUGGCACAACAGAGGAACUGUGAGGACCCCAUCAAGAGCUUCCAGGUUGCCAGUCCACAGUCUUCCAUUAGCUGUCGUCCACGGAAACAGACAAUCCAGCCUGCUUAUGGCAGUGAGACUGAUGAACCGACCAGCACCUCAGAAAGCGAUGGAGGUGGAGUAAAAGAGGAGAAUGUAGGCACCACCUCUGCUACUCAAAUCAAUGAAGAGAUGCAGAGGAUGUUGUAUCAGUUGCGUGAAUGUGAGUUUGAUGAUGACUGUGACUCUUUGGCAUGGGAAGAGACUGAGGAGACCCUGCUGCUUUGGGAAGAUUUCCCAGGAUGUACACUGACCUCAGACCCCAGCCAUGGAGAGGAGGAGUGUCUUGAGAAAGUCAUCAAAGAUACAGAGUGCCUAUUCAAGUCUAGGGAGAAGGAGUAUCAGGAGACCAUUGACCAGAUUGAGUUGGAGCUGGCCACUGCAAAGUCUGACAUGAACAGACACUUGCAUGAGUACAUGGAAAUGUGCAGUAUGAAGAGAGGACUGGAUGUUCAGAUGGAAACAUGCAGGAGACUCAUUACCCAGACUGGAGAGAGUCAUUCCCCGUGUCCCGGCCCUGGCGGAGGCACAGAAGCGGACGAUGGGACGGUGACAGAGAAGAAUGUAGAGGGAGGAAGAUAAUAAUGAACAUCAUGAUAAGGAAAAAAGAACAAGAGUUGAGAAGCUUCUCUAAUCUCACUGUUAAACCUAAGCCAUAUUUUGCCCCCAGGUUCUGGUGUGACACUGCUAAACUCAUGCUUAUCCCAAUGAAUAGUCUACUUAGACUCUUAGACCACUAAUUAUUAAAAUAAUAAUAAUAAAAAUAAAAUCAGGGGCCAAAUGAAAUCAAUAUUACCUCAUAAGAGUCACAUGAAUUUGAUUUUGCAGUAUGUGACUGACACAUUGACUAACCCCUGAUGAUAGUAACUGAGAUGAUUCCAGAAUUUCCAGUGUUUGAUUUGUCACUGUAUAGUAGCAGCCAUUUGCCAGGCAUUUAAAUGGAAAAUAUUUCAAGUAAUAUAAUACUUCUUAUAGGACACUGAUCUUGAGGAGCAGUAUCUGUGAGUUCAGGAUCGAACAUGGGAAUCUUUUGCUCUCUAGACAACUGGUCUCAUAUGUACCUCAUCUGUAAAAUACUUCAUACUGUUUGCCAUAAUGGAAAAUGUACUCAAAUAGCCCUGCUGCCCUCCGUAUGAUCAUAGCUCUGUUUGGUGCACUGUGGUUGUGAAAUAAGUUCGCAGACGUGACCACUGGUUCAGCAUUCCUCAUCAUGGUCCACUCAUGCUCCAUUUUUGGAAAACUGAAAAAAAAACUAACCUGUGGUCAAGCAUUAAUGAGAACAUUUUUCUAUCACUGAUAUAUGUAGUCUGAGCUGCUUUGGACUGUUACAUUAUCUUGAAAGGAAAUCAUUUAAAUUCUUGGUGUCGUCUUUUCAAUCUACAUAAAUAGUUCAUCUGUGCUCAGAGGGCAUGACCUCAACAAAAAAGCUUUUGCUAAAAUCAUUUCAUCUUUCCAAAUACACAGGUAAGGCUGGUCAAUCAAAUCAGGCAUUUUCAACACCCAGCAAAGUAACUUAUACCUCAUCCAUCCACAUGUCAUUCGCGGGGGAAAAAAAAGAAGCUUAAAUCUUCUGAGGAAAAUUGGAGUAAAUGCUGAGCUAACUGAACUGAUCUCAGUACUGUGUUAAAUAUUUGAACUAAAAUAAACCUAGAAUAGCAGGCAUUACGCAGUUUGAAAGAUGGCCACAAGUUUCCAGAUUAAACUAUUCUGAUGUAUACAUGACUCAUAAUGUCUAAAGUGACAUAUACAGCUAAAGGAAAUGAACUUGUACAUGGUGUCUGUGGGUGUGUGCAUGUUUUGUCCUAGAGUCUACUGCACUAAUAUGGAACUGAAACGGCAUUAGAGUUUGUUGAACUAAAAAGGCAGAAAGGGAUACAAAAGGAUUGUCUUGGUUUCACAUGAUCCAACUGAAAGAAGAACACAAGGAUGGUUAAAGGUAUCAGUGUUAAUCAUAGAUGCUCAUAAACAGCAUGCUGCUGGAUUGUGGGGUGUUGAUUGGAAAUAAAAAAAAAACAAAAACAUAUAAAUAUAUAUAUAUACUGCCCCUUAGUGUAUUUGGAAGAAAAUGUGCCAAAUGUGAAGUUAGCAUCAAGCAAAAGGCUUUCAGGAUCCAAUGCUUGCAUACAUGGUGCUGAUCCCCAUCUUGUAAAUAUUUGCUUUAUUAAGGCAAAGAAUAUAAAUCUGUAAUAUCUGUAUGUAAGCUAUAUGAGUAUUGUGCAAUAAGAAAAGUGCGAAUGGCUCUUAAUGUAAUGUAACUGACAAAGCAUUAGAUUUAAUGCAUAUUCAGAUUUUGCUUUGCCUCCAAAACAUGUUUUUGUCCAUUGUCAGCUUCUGUCCUCUUAUCUGGUUCUGUUUUCACUCUUGUUUUUUAAUUCUUCACUUUCUUUUAGAAGCACAUUUACCUAGUCCCCAUUCUUGUCCUUUUAAAAGAUGUUUUUAGCAUAUAAAGAGUUCCUCAUUUGAGUAAAGGUUUCAGACAUCUCCUUUGUAUAGCUUUGCAGUAAUCUGGCUUGCAAUCUUGAGCUUUUUAGAUGUUUAAUACUUUAACACUCAAACAAAAAGAGAAGUAUGACUCUCAUUUUGUUUGAAAACUCCCCUCUUUUCUUUAAUAAUAUUUGUUGCUUCAAAUUGUGUGUGUGUGUGUGUGUGUGUGUGUAUGUGAGUGUGAGUGUGUGUGCUGAUUUGUUCUGUUGUGUGAAUACAUUCUUCACCAGGAACUUACUUGUUGUUUACUGUAGUCAGAAAGCCAUUUGGUGAUUUUAUGAUCCAGAAUGUCUAAAGCUAAAUUACUGUACAAAAUGUUCAUUUGUCUGUUGUAAAUAUGGAAGUUGAGAUUAAUACUGUAAGUACACAAUCUGAACCAGCUUUAUAAUUAUCAGGUACUUUUCAGAAACAAGAAGUAAUUUCCGUAGGGUGUGUUCACCAAAGUUUAAACAUGUAAUAGAGAAAACAAACAAAAGCAAAGGAAAAAUAAGAAUGCUUAUCCAAAAUGUUGGUAUGAUUGCUAUGAUGUAACCUAGAGGAAAUCAGUAAGGAUAUUUAGUAUAAAACAGUUGACAAUUCAUGCAAGUCCACUGUCCCUGUCAGAAGAAGAUUUCCUCUCACUUUAAUGCAGUUGUAGUAAAAUGAAUUUGUCGAUGUAUUUGGCUGUAAUAUCCAGGAUGUUCUGUAGAAUCCAGAUUUAGCUUUCUAGCAGAUUAGAAAGUACUUAAUAAACAAUAUUCAAAUGAUAUUCAGAGGGAGGUGUAGGUGUUGUAUAACAAUGUUAUACCACACAGCACUCGAAUCACAAAACAGUGUUUUGCCUAAAUUAAUCUUUUGACAGGGUGGAUGGACUCAUUAACAUGUAUGUAUCUUGAGGCCAAACAUGCCUGCUUUAACGAGUGCUGAAAGACUGGAGCUUUAUAAAGACUUGAAAAAUAAAAGAUAAUGCAAAAAACAGAGUGGAGUUUUCAUGUCACAGUUUGAUUCAUUCUGCCUUGUCUCUCUUUCACAUACACAGACACAAUAAGGCACAACUGGAAAAAGUAGUGUGUGCGUUUGAGUACAGAUGAGCUAAAUCUGACCUUUUCUAUCGCAAACUAUUUGAUGGUUAAGUGGAAAUACAGCACAGGACUGGAG
Messenger RNA from Hemibagrus wyckioides, 5255 nucleotides. RefSeq names its product intermediate filament family orphan 1b (gene iffo1b). The record is from RefSeq and is a predicted model, not a curated record. The transcript is spliced from 9 exons. Lineage: Eukaryota; Metazoa; Chordata; Actinopteri; Siluriformes; Bagridae. Bases 363 to 2216 code for a protein of 617 amino acids.